Molecule: messenger RNA, 659 nt
Organism: Myotis brandtii (Brandt's bat)
Lineage: Eukaryota; Metazoa; Chordata; Mammalia; Chiroptera; Vespertilionidae
Gene: BSX
Product: brain-specific homeobox
Exons: 4
Coding region: 132-659 (175 amino acids)
Molecular function (GO): DNA binding
Source: RefSeq, a predicted model, not a curated record
GGCCGGGGGAGAGCCUGGAGAUACCAGCCUCGAGGGGUGGCUGUCGGCUCCUGGCCGGGCGUGCGGAGCCGCUGCCUGCUCCCUACACUUCCUCCUGGGCCUUCUUUCUGUGUUUGGGGGCUCGGACCAAGAUGAACCUCAACUUCACCUCCCCCCUACACCCGGCAUCUUCUCAGAGGCCCACGUCUUUCUUCAUUGAGGACAUCCUGCUGCACAAGCCCAAGCCACUCAGGGAGGUGCCCCCCGACCAUUUCGCCAGCUCCUUGGCCUCCCGGGUGCCUCUGCUAGACUAUGGCUACCCCCUCAUGCCCACCCCCACCCUCCUGGCUCCUCACCCCCAUCACCCUCUGCAUAAGGGAGACCACCACCACCCCUACUUCCUCACCACUUCGGUCUUAAGCCUGUUGCUGGCCUCUGGGAGCCCGGCCCCAAAGCACUGUGACUGCAGACCGGGUGAGAGCGAGCAGGCACCGGCCGCGUCUGCUGCGGGGGGCCGCGGGGACACCAAGUUGCCGCCUCUCUCCGGAAGCCCCGCCACCUCUCCCGGCACUUUUAUUCCGGCCGGAGUGAAAACGUGGUUCCAGAACCGGCGGAUGAAGCAUAAAAAGCAGCUGAGGAAAAGUCAGGACGAGCCCAAAAUAAUGACAGCACUGUUUUAA